Messenger RNA from Aspergillus nidulans FGSC A4, 618 nucleotides. RefSeq names its product protein transporter TIM23. Gene Ontology annotation, biological process: protein import into mitochondrial matrix. The coding region runs from base 1 to 618 and encodes 205 amino acids. Lineage: Eukaryota; Fungi; Ascomycota; Eurotiomycetes; Eurotiales; Aspergillaceae. Gene Ontology annotation, cellular component: membrane; TIM23 mitochondrial import inner membrane translocase complex. The transcript is spliced from 2 exons. Gene Ontology annotation, molecular function: transmembrane transporter activity; transmembrane protein transporter activity. The record is from RefSeq and is a predicted model, not a curated record.
AUGUCCAUCUGGGACUCGCUCAGCGGCCGCAAACAGACGAAGGGUGCAGACGGCCUUGAUGCAUCUGCUGCCCCAGAUGCCAGCUCAUUCCUUUCCGAGGUUGCCCUUCCCGACCCAUCGCAGCUUCAUCCUCUAGCUGGUCUGAACCAAGAUACUCUCGACUAUAUCACACUCGAAGACUCCGCGCUUGACCAGCUUCCUGGCUCACAAUCUGUUUUACCGUCGCGCGGAUGGUCGGACGACCUCUGCUAUGGAACCGGAACCACCUAUGUCACAGCGCUCGCGAUCGGAGGAGCAUGGGGUUUGGCUGAAGGACUGAAGCGGACACCAGUGACCGCGCCUCCCAAGAUCCGUCUCAACGGUGUGCUGAACUCGAUUACACGGCGAGGACCUUUCCUUGGAAACUCUGCGGGUGUGGUCGCAAUGGUAUACAACGGUCUCAACUCUUUUGCCGGUUACGCUCGGGGGAAGCAUGAUGCUGCCAACAGCAUUGCUGCCGGCGCCGUCAGCGGAAUGGUCUUCAAGAGCACUCGUGGCCUUAAGCCCAUGCUGAUCUCUGGUGGUAUCGUGGCAACUAUUGCGGGAACUUGGAGUGUCGCCAAGAAGGCUCUUUUGUAA